CCAUGGCGGGAGAGCGGAGGCGGCGCGGCGGGGACGGGCCGCGGGAGCGGGCGCGGGACGGCGGGAGCCGGCGGGAGCGGGACGGCGGGAGCCGGCGGGAGCAGCGGCGGGGGCCGGGCCGGGGGCGGGCGGCGGCGCUGGCGGUGCUGGCGGGGGCCGUGGCCGUGGCGCUGGGCCUGGCGGCGGCCGAGUGGAACCGGCGGAGCGCGGCCGCCCGCCUCGUCACGCCGCACCCCGCGCCCCCCGCGCUGCCCCCCGGUUCCACCGGGCCCCUCGCCUCGCCGCGCCGCUUCUGGGGCACUUACCGCCCCCACGUCUACUUCGGGAUGAAAACCCGCAGCCCGCGGGCCCUCGUCACCGGGCUGAUGUGGCUGCAGCAGGGCGGCGGGGGAGGCGGCCUGCGCCACACCUGCGAGCAGAGCGACGGCCUGUCGCGAUAUGGCUGGGUGAUGCACGACGGGGAGAACUUCGGGGUGCAGGAGCUGCGGGACGGGGCGCUGCUGCUGAAAACCGAGUUCGUUAAACAGCCGGGAGGGGAGCACGGAGGGGACUGGAGCUGGCGCAUCACAGCACGGAGGGAGGGCACUGACGGCCCGGCCCCCCUCCUCUCCCUCUUCUUCUACGUCGCCACGGAUGGGCAGGGGACGCUGGAGCCGCACCUGGAGAAUGGUACGCGGCUGGCUGCUGUGACGGGGACAACGGAGGAGCUGGGGAGCUUCACCCUCACCUUCCUCCGCCCCACGGCAGGGAGUGGGGAGGGCCCCAAACACGCCAGCUACAACUACCUGGAGGCGCCGAUCCCAGGGCUGCACCGCCUGACCGAGGUGGUGCACAGGAGCCUGAGCGACCGCUUCGUCUUUGCCGCGCCGGGGGGUCCCCGACGCCGCUUCUUUGCCGUUGACGCCUUCCCGGGGCUGCCGGGGGAGCCCCCACGUGGGCGCUUGCUGCUGCACCAGGUGACGCUGGAGCUGCCGGCUGUGCUGGAGGUGACCUUCGAGUCAGGCAGCGUGGUGGGCCGGCCCGGGCGGCUGGCAGGGGACGCGCUGUCGGCAGCGCUGGCACAGCACGCGGCCGACUUUGAGCGGCGCUUCGAGGAGACCUUCGGGCUGGGCCGCAAGGGCUUCCCCCUGCCGCAGCGGCGCUUCGCCCAGGCCGCCCUCAGCGAGCUGCUGGGGGGGGUGGGCUACUUCCACGGGCACUCGCUGGUGCGGUCCCCGCUGCAGGAGCACCCCGUGCCUGGCCACGAGGCCGCCCUCUUCACCGCUGUGCCCUCCCGCUCCUUCUUUCCCCGCGGCUUCCUCUGGGACGAGGGCUUCCACCAGCUGCUGCUGGCGCGCUGGGACCCGGCCCUGAGCCGCGAGGUGAUCGCCCACUGGUUGGACCUGAUGAAUGCCGAGGGCUGGAUCCCGCGGGAGCAGAUCCUGGGAGAGGAGGCACGCGCCAAGGUGCCCCCCGAGUUCGUCCUGCAGCACAGCGAGACAGCCAACCCCCCGACGCUGCUGCUGGCGCUGCAGCGGCUGCUGCCCGAUGCCCCCCUGCCCUACCUGCACCGCCUCUUCCCCCGCCUGCGUGCCUGGUACGACUGGUACAACCGGACACAGGCUGGGCCACUGCCCCUCACCUUCCGCUGGCGCGGCCGCGACCCCCAGCACGAGCACUUCCUCAACCCCAAAACGCUGGCCUCGGGGCUGGACGACUACCCCCGUGCCUCGCACCCCUCGCCCGAGGAGCGGCAUCUGGACCUGCGCUGCUGGAUGGCGCUGGCCUCCCGCGUGCUGGGUGAUGUGGCCGAGCGGCUCGGCGAGCCGGCAGCGCCUUACCGGGACACAGAGCGGGCCCUGAGCGACAACGGGCUGCUGGAGCAGCUGCACUGGGCCCCAGAGCUGGGCGCCUUCGCCGACUAUGGCAACCACAGCACAGCCGUGGCGCUGCGCUGGCAGCGCACGGCGCCGCCGGCACCAGGGCGGCCCCCCCCGGCUCCGCAGUUGGUACGGGAGGUGCGGGAGAGGCCACGGCCGCGCUUCGUGGGAGCCCUGGGCUACGUCAGCCUCUUCCCGCUACUGCUGCAGCUGCUGCAGCCCGACUCGCCGCGGCUGCCCGCCGUGCUGGAUGCCAUGCGCAGCGAGCAGCAGCUCUGGACGCCCUUUGGGCUGCGCUCGCUGGCCCGCGACAGCCCGCUCUACAUGCGCCGCAACACGCAGCACGACCCACCCUACUGGCGCGGCGCCGUUUGGGUCAACAUCAACUACCUGGCGCUGCGGGCGCUGCGUGGCUAUGCCGAGGCUGAGGGGCCACAGCGGGAGCGGGCGGCUGAGCUUUACCGGGAGCUGCGCCAAAACCUGGUGGCCAACCUGUACCGGCAGCACGCCGAGAGCGGCUUCCUCUGGGAGCACUACAAUGACAGCACUGGCCGUGGCCAGGGCUGCCGCCCCUUCGCCGGCUGGUCCGCACUGGUGGUGCUGGUGAUGGCCGAGGACUACUAAGGCGGCCGAUGGGGCCAGCCGGGCUGCGGGCAGCUGCCUGCACUGCCGGCCCUGCCUGCCUUUCUCAGGUGCCGGGGGGGGGGGAGGUGCGGACCCUGCCUCCUCCCCAAAAAUAAAUCUCCACCACCAUA
Molecule: messenger RNA, 2614 nt
Organism: Phalacrocorax carbo (great cormorant)
Lineage: Eukaryota; Metazoa; Chordata; Aves; Suliformes; Phalacrocoracidae
Source: RefSeq, a predicted model, not a curated record